AUGCGUCCCACUCAGAUUUUCACUCUUAUAUCUACUGUUGGUGUUUGCCUCAGUCCGGGCGUCAACGCCACAAUGGGAUUUUCCUGUCUCAAAGCCUUUCAGAGCCUAAACCCACGUCGUUUCAUCGAAAGCAUCCACCAAAACUCGUGUGACGCAGGCUGUCAGCCUCGGCCAGCCCACUGGGAUCAACAUGGGCGAGAAUUAAUGCGCGGCUUGAUCGAAGAUGGAUCUGCCCACAUCCAGAUAGACGAAGGGCAGGACGCCAUCGCCGAGUAUAUGGACAGGCUGUUCGAGGGCCUGCGCACCAAAUGCGAGGGGAAACUGGACGGUGCCCACAUGUGUCAGGACUCAGAGCAAGUUCGCGAAACCAUGAAAUGCUUCGACGAAAACACCAGAUUCACCGCUUUCCGCGCCGCGCCUGGCCUUCUUCCUUAUCUUUCCGAAGACCGAUGCAAGCGAAUCGACGAUUAUUUAAAUAGCCCUCAGUUGUGGGACAACGAUUUGCCAGCGCGAGCGCAAACUUACGCAAAUCGAUGCCAUGAGCUCUAG
This is a messenger RNA of Penicillium samsonianum, 549 nucleotides long. RefSeq lists its product as uncharacterized. Bases 1 to 549 code for a protein of 182 amino acids. Lineage: Eukaryota; Fungi; Ascomycota; Eurotiomycetes; Eurotiales; Aspergillaceae. The transcript has a single exon. The record is from RefSeq and is a predicted model, not a curated record.